AUGUACACCCCAACCCUCCUCCUCCUCGCAACCGCCCUCCUAGCCAGCGCCUCCCCGACAGGCACCCUACCCCCCGCGGCCCCCAUCUGCGGCACCUGCAACCCGCUCUCCGGCCAGAACAACUGCGACGUGACCACCUCGUGCAUCAACACGGGCACGCGCUUUCACUGCGCCUGCCGCGCGGGCUACAAGGCCUCGCCCGCCAACACCGACGUCACCAAGCAGUUCCGGCUGCCCUUCCCCAACUACCAGUUCCUGGUGUUUGUCCCCGAGUUCACCCAGUGCAAUACCCUGUGCGAUAAUCCGUACGGCGCCAGUCCGCAGCUUUGUGCGGAGGUGCCGGUGCAGAGUUCUUGUCCUGUUUAG
This is a messenger RNA of Aspergillus aculeatus ATCC 16872, 366 nucleotides long. Its product is annotated as putative adhesin. The coding region runs from base 1 to 366 and encodes 121 amino acids. The record is from RefSeq and is a predicted model, not a curated record. The transcript has a single exon. Lineage: Eukaryota; Fungi; Ascomycota; Eurotiomycetes; Eurotiales; Aspergillaceae.